UCGGCUCCGGCGGGACGCGGGGCUGCGGGGGCUCUGCGGGGCAGCUCUCCUUCUCCACACACGCGGCACCUUCCCGGCUGGACGCUCCCCAGGGAGCUGGGGGGUUUAGCUGGGUUAAAGGAGGAGCGGGGGGACCACAUCGCUCUGUACAGCCACCUGGGAGGAGGUGUCAGACAGGCUCCUGCUCUGCAGCACCAUGCUGGAUCCCAAGCCUCACUCUGCAAGCCAGAGGUGAGUCCAGGUGAAAGCCAGCUACCCCAGUAGUGUCAGGAUGACCAAAGCGCGGCUCCUCCGUCUGUCUGUGGUGCUGGUCUCCAUCUUCAUGAUCCUCCUGAUUAUUGUGUACUGGGACAACGUGGGCACAGCUCACUUCUACCUGCACACAUCCUUCUCCAGACCCCGCUCCCCAGGAGCCAUCGCAGCAGGUGAGGACUGGGAAGCCUUGCCAGAUGUAGAUGAAUUUUUGGUAAAGCUGCUGAGCUCGAGCCUGAAACAGAACAGCUCUAUCCCCCGAAAGACAGAGCAGCAGCUCCUCGUCCAGGGCUCCAACAAGCCUGUGGUGAGUAACUUGGAGGAGAACGUGCGGGGCUAUGACUGGUCUACACACAAGGACAGGAACAGCUUGGACCAAGAGAAGCUGCAGGUAGAGAGGCAGAGAACAUUGCGGGAGUUUUGUGCCAAUUCCAGCUUCACCUUCCCCACCAAGGAGCGCUCCUUCGACGACAUUCCAAACUACGAGCUCAACCACCUGAUUGUGGAUGACCGCCACGGCGUCAUCUACUGCUACGUGCCCAAGGUGGCCUGCACCAACUGGAAACGUGUGAUGAUCGUGCUGAGUGAGAGCCUGCUGGACCAGGGGGUCCCCUACCGGAACCCUCUGGAUAUCCCCCGGGAGCACGUCCACAACACCAGCACCCACCUGACGUUCAACAAAUUCUGGCGCCGCUACGGGAAGUUCUCCCGGCACCUGAUGAAGAUCAAGCUGAAGAAAUACACCAAGUUCCUCUUUGUACGAGACCCCUUUGUGCGCCUCAUCUCUGCUUUUCGCAGCAAAUUCGAGCUGGAGAACGAGGACUUCUACCGGCGUUUCGCCAUCCCCAUGCUAAAGCUCUACUCCAACCACACCAACCUUCCCACCUCCGUUAGCGAGGCCUUCGGGGCAGGCCUCAAAGUCUCCUUUUCUGACUUCAUCCAGUACUUACUGGAUCCCAGGACAGAGAAGAUGGCCCCCUUCAAUGAGCACUGGAGGCAGGUUUACCGUCUGUGCCACCCGUGCCAGAUAGACUAUGAUUUCAUCGGGAAGCUGGAGACGCUGGAUGAGGAUGCUGCUUAUUUACUGCAGCUCCUCAAAGUGGACAGGCUGCUUCGCUUCCCACCCAGCUACCGGAACAGGACUGCCAGCAGCUGGGAAGAUAACUGGUUUGCCAAAAUCCCACUGGCUUGGAGGCAGCAGCUCUACAAGCUUUAUGAAGCAGAUUUUGUACUCUUUGGCUACCCCAAGCCAGAAAACUUGCUUAAAGACUGAAAGUGGUUGGGCAGUGGGUGUGGGAGGGAACAUCUGAAAUACCAAAAAUGUUUAAAUCCUCCUCAUUUUUGCUCUUAACUCCCUUCCCAAUGCAAGUUGGUACAAUGGAAUAUAUUUUUUCUACUGCUUCCCCUUCCAUUUUUACAAUAAUGCCAGAGGCCAGGGUAUUACAGCCAGCUGUGCAUAUGCAAAAAAUGCCUUUUUUUUGGGUUAUCAUUUGUUUUCUGUUUUUUUAAAAUGUCCCCAUACUUUGCAAUGGGUUGCUGCCCUUGGUCACUCUGCCAAUCAUGUCCUUCAGUAGCUUUUUAUUAAUACUUUUUAAAAAUUAAUAUAUUUAAGAUAUUUAAAACAAAGCGUGUGUCAUGGCAAAGGAAGGGAAGGAAUAAAAAAAAAGUAAAAGAAAAUCCCAGGAAAUUAUGUAUCUGCCUCUGUGUGUUGUCUCAGGGCUGCUGUUUCAGAGGUCCAGGGUUUGCAGAGCAUUUGGAUCUCUCUGGGGCUGGGAUGUUGAUUGUGCCAGAUCUGCUGGUGGUCACUUCAA
This is a messenger RNA of Pyrgilauda ruficollis (rufous-necked snowfinch), 2063 nucleotides long. It is a transcript of the gene CHST12, whose product is annotated as carbohydrate sulfotransferase 12. Gene Ontology annotation, biological process: carbohydrate biosynthetic process; proteoglycan biosynthetic process. The transcript has 2 exons. Gene Ontology annotation, cellular component: membrane. The record is from RefSeq and is a predicted model, not a curated record. The coding region runs from base 272 to 1525 and encodes 417 amino acids. NCBI's taxonomy places the organism in Eukaryota, Metazoa, Chordata, Aves, Passeriformes, Passeridae. Gene Ontology annotation, molecular function: sulfotransferase activity.